Messenger RNA from Rubroshorea leprosula, 1077 nucleotides. Lineage: Eukaryota; Viridiplantae; Streptophyta; Magnoliopsida; Malvales; Dipterocarpaceae. The record is from the annotation of a GenBank genome assembly.
ACAGACUAUGAACAAGUUUGUUCCUCUCUGUCAACGGCGAUUUCAACGACCCAGAAAAGUUCUUCUCGCCUUCAUAAGAAUAAUUUUCUUCUAACAGACUUGAAUAAAGAAUUUGCAUGUGUUUUUUCUAUUGAAUCGUUGAAGACACAAUUCUUGGGUAUUGACUUUGGAAUCUCUAGUUUAACCUGCAUCUGCGAGUGUUGAAGCGGGAUAUCGAGGCCCUUCUUUAUAUAAAAGUUGACUUUGAGGUGGUCAAUCAGAGUAGUUUCCUGCAGGAAACAAUUGUCAGCAUGGCACUGGUGGGUGCAAUGAUCGGAGCUGCAUUGUGGGGUUGGAUCAAUGAUGCUUUUUGACGUAAAAAGUCUACACUCGUUGCUGAUGUUGUCUUUACAGCUGGGGCAGUUGUCAUGUCUGUUGCACCAGAUCCAUAUGUGCUGAUACUAGGUAGAUUUUUCGUUGGCCUGGGUGUGGGGGUAGCAUCUGUAACUGCACCUAUAUACAUUGCCGAAGCAUUACCAUCUGAAGUUCGAGGAACAUGGAGAUGCAUGCUUGGAUUUUCUGCUGUGCCAGCAGCAGUCAUUCAGUUUGUCCUCAUGCUUUUGUUGCCUGAGCCUCCACGAUGGCUUUUAAUGAAGAAUGAUAAAAAUCAAGUUAUAUGUGUGCUUUCUAAAAUUUAUGACCUGUCUCGGUUAGAAGAUGAAAUUGAUCACCUAACUGCUGCUUCAGAAGAAGAAUCCCAGAAGAAGAAUGAGAUCAGAUACUUUAAUGUCUUUAGAAUAAAAGAAAUCAGAAUUGCCUAUUUGGCCGGUGCUGGACUUCAGGCAUUUCAGCAGCUCACUGGCAUCAACACUGUCAUGUACUACAGCCCAACAAUUGUUCAGAUGGCUGGAUUCAGUUCUAAUCAGCUAGUGCUUCUUUUGUCUCUGGUUGUGGCUGCCAUGAAUGCAGCUGAAACCACUGUUGGCAUUUACCUUAUUGAUCAUGUUGGAUGGAAAAAGUUGGCCCGUUCAAGCUUGUCGGGUGCAGGAUAUUCUCAUUACCUCUGAAAGUUCUGCGGAAUCAAUGACUAUUCUAAAA